This is a messenger RNA of Labrus bergylta (ballan wrasse), 899 nucleotides long. The record is from RefSeq and is a predicted model, not a curated record. NCBI's taxonomy places the organism in Eukaryota, Metazoa, Chordata, Actinopteri, Labriformes, Labridae.
AUUUUGUGUGUUUGUGUGUUCAGGUGCAGACAGACAUCGGUGUGGACACCAAACAUGCGACUCUGCAGGGAGUGGCUUUCCCCAUGCACAAAGAUGCUGUCGCAGCACUCCAACGCUAUAGGGACGGAAAACACAACUACGUACAACUGGAAGUGGACGCUGAACAGGAGCUGAUUCGGCUGUGCAACACUGAGCCAACAGAGUUGAAAGACCUGCCAAUGAGAAUCUCCAAAGUAUCUCCACGUUACCACUUCUUCCUCUACAAACAUUCCCAUGAAGGCGACUACUUGGAGUCCACAGUCUUCAUUUAUUCUAUGCCCGGGUACAAGUGUAGCAUCAAAGAGAGGAUGCUGUAUUCCAGCUGCAAAAAUCCCCUGGUCGACAUGGUGGAAAGAAAUCUCCAGAUUGAGAUUGAGAAAAAGUUGGAGAUCGACGACGGGGACGAGCUGACCAGUGAUUUCCUGUAUGAGGAGGUGCAUCCCAAGCAGCAUGCACACAAGCAGGCCUUCGCCAAGCCCAAAGGGCCCACGGGGAAGAGGGGAUACCGCCGCCUCACCCGACCACCCGCAGAGGGAGAGGGGGAAGAUUAAACAGACCUCAGCAGCCAGGCCACCACCUCCACUCUGAGCACGUUCCACAGUGGAGCAUUCCUGUGAUGGGGGGGAGGGGGAAAUCAUAUUUUCACGCUUGUUUAAAAGAAUAAGACAACAUUCAAAAUUCCCGCAAAGUUCACCUAGAGAUCCAACUAUGCACGCCAAGGACAACUGAGCAAUGACACACGGCAGAGUCUCCAUUUGUAGCUUGCCAAAUGGAAGCGUAUUAAUGUGUGUUUAGCACAGUCACCAUAAUGAAUUAACAGGGAUUCAAAUCGGCUCGGGAAGAGAGAAAAAAAAAAAAAA